Panicum virgatum (switchgrass) is the source of this 1335-nucleotide messenger RNA. Its product is annotated as vacuolar protein sorting-associated protein 25-like. The record is from RefSeq and is a predicted model, not a curated record. Gene Ontology annotation, biological process: protein transport to vacuole involved in ubiquitin-dependent protein catabolic process via the multivesicular body sorting pathway. Gene Ontology annotation, cellular component: ESCRT II complex. The transcript has 6 exons. NCBI's taxonomy places the organism in Eukaryota, Viridiplantae, Streptophyta, Magnoliopsida, Poales, Poaceae. The coding region runs from base 503 to 1054 and encodes 183 amino acids. Gene Ontology annotation, molecular function: protein homodimerization activity; structural molecule activity.
GAUAGAGGUCUCCUCGUCCCGGCGAACCCGGCCGCCGGAGCCGGCGCCCACAUUUAGCCAGAGGAGAGCCCAGGACCCUGACGGCGGCGCCUCCAGGGUUUCCCCGGCGACGCGCCUCAACCAUCCGAGGGUACGCUGCGGCAAUUUCACCAAGAUUUAUUCCCCGUCUUCCGCUUGUGCGCCACUCCGCCGCGUGGCCCCAGCCGCCGCCGCCGUUCUACCCCUGCACCUUGUCGGCGGUGUGUCAACCCAGUUUGCUUUUUUUCCAUCUCCUAUUCAUGUUUCGUGUUCAUAUCGCUUAGGAUUUGCCACAUAGCAACAUAAGAUCACUCGGAUCAUUAAUUUACUGCAGUUUUGAUCAGUAAGAUCUAGCGAUGGCUUUUAAGGGGGGAGCCAGUGAUAUUUCCUUGUGCUUUGCAUAUUGGUAAUUCCAACGGUGCUAUGAAUCGUGUGCUGUAACGUGUAAUUCUUCAGGUAGGCGCGAAUUUGAUUGCUCGAGGAGAUGGAGAACAAUAACAUAAAAAAUAUAAAGCGGGUCGGGAAUUUUGAGCUUCCAUGCUUCUUCAACUGCCCUCCUUACUUCACCUUGCAGCCGUCCAUAGCAACACGUGAAGUACAAGUGCGUCUAUGGAAAGAGCUGAUACUUGAAUAUUGUCGAAGUCAACGGAUAUACACCAUCUCACUUGAACAAGAUUUUCCGUUCUCCAAUCCUGCGAUUCAAAGAUCUCUAUCCCGUGAGGCAAAAGAAGUUUUCCUUUCGGCCCUUGUUAGUGAAGGGCAUGCGGAGUGGAUGGACAGGAAUUGCAACAAGUGUCUCAUUCUCUGGCUAACAAUACAAGAUUGGGCUAACUACAUAUUGAACUUUGUGAAGGAGAAUGGAUUGGGGAGCACAAUGCCUGUUGAAGAUAUCCGCUCUGGAUUUGACACACGUGGAACUGAACUUGCAGGAAUUGAUAGCAUCAUUCUAACGCGUGCGCUUCGACUGCUGGAACAAAAGGGAAAGGCUGCUAUAUUCAAGGUCAAUGAUUGUGAAGGUGUAAAGUUCUGUAUCUGAAUUAGUACAUUAUGUGGGCAGUAUCAGCUAUCUUAAUUUUUUAUGCAAACCGGUUAUCUCGAUCAAAGUUUUUGCAAACCAUUGUUUUGACAAAACCUGUAUAUGUACAACAUGAUCAUAGGAGAACAAUGUAAUGAGACGAACCUAGAUCAAAAGAAUAAGAGUAUAUCUGUAUAUGUAAUGAGAAGUGGUACAUCACAAAGUGAUUCUGCUACUCAGAAAACAAGACUGAGAAUGCCAUUUCUGCUAUUCAAAGGAGAAACAAGACUGAGAAUUGCCCA